CAAUGGAGCGAGGCCGCGGGGGCGGGUCUUAGCUGUACAGCCGGAAGGGGAGGGUGCAGCGCUUGUUGCUCUGUACAGCGCCGAGCACCUGCCGUGUCAGUGACGUCAGCAUAGGCAGUCCCCAUGACUUCUUCCCUGGAGGAUGUCCAUGAUCCUCUUUGCCUGCGUGGUGCGGGUGAGGGACGGCCUCCCGCUCUCGGCCUCCACCGACUUCCACCUAGACCAGGACUUCUUGGAAUGCAGGAAGAGACUCCGGGUCUUGUCGGCUGUCCUGAUGCGGUAUCCAGGUCGGGGUACAGCCAAAGAACGUGACCUCAGUAUACACUUCCAUUCUUCCGGGGAGAUCGCCUGCAUGGGCAUUUGUGCCAGUAAUUACCCGGCUGUCAUGGCAUUUUGCUUUCUAGAAGAGCUCCAGUGGGAAUUUGCCACCGCCUACAACCCAGCAAGCGUAGGUCUGGCUUCCAGGCCAUACGCUUUCCUGGAAUUCGACAACGUCAUUCAGAAAGUCAAAAGCCGCUUCAAUUACGGCAGCUGUGCUGCGAUGAAACUCAACAUGGAAAAAAUCCAGGAGGACUUGCGGAUGCAUCCGCCCACGCAGGUGAAGCUAGAAGAGGCUGAGUUGAUGAAUGGGAUGGUGAAUGGACACGCAGAGCUCCACGUAGAGUCAAGUCCCGAAGCCUCGGCGUACAAGAUGCAGUCUGUGUCCACCAUGGGCAUUUUGUCGCUCGUCCUCAACAUCAUGUGCGGGGCACUGAAUCUCAUUCGAGGCGUUCACCUCGCGGAGUACUUGUUCCAGGAAGAUUACCAAGGAAUUGGAAAUGUAAUAGCGUUUCUCCUACCUUUCGUAGCUUGCUUCUUCUUGUGUCACCUUUACCUGUUCUACAGUUCGGCGCGGCGGAUCAAGGUCUUUGUGCUUUUCGUCACUGUCUGCCUAUGCAACAUCUACCUGUAUGGACUAAGGAACAUCUGGCAAAUCCUCUUCCACAUAGGGGUGGCUUCUCUUUCUUCUCAUCAGAUCCUCACGCGGCAGGUGGCGGAGAAGCAGCCGGACUGCGGAGUAUGAAAAGGGACGCGGAGCUCCUGUUGUGGUUUUUAAAAACUCGGGGGUUGGCGAGGUUUAAUGCCGUCAGGCAGCAGCCGAGGCAGCGGGGUGGGAUUUUUUAAAAAAAACACCACCGUUCUUUCUUUUGAGAAUGGGUUUUCUAGCAUAAAUCGGUCAUAGUUGGGUAGGGUGAAAGGGAUCGAGAAGGUGGAUUUGGUCCUCCCGAGACAGGAUCCUCAGAGCACAGAUCCAGUACAGAUUAACCAUCAAAAUCCAGAGGAUCUAGGCCUACAGAGGGGAUCUCAAGGAGCACGUCUUGGUUUCUCAAACGAGCGGACAGUCAGUCCCGGAACUUGUCCCCGAGUGAAGGAAAAAACGGACUCAUCUGGAAGACGCACGGGUUCCAAGCUUCCACACACUACAGGAGAAGAGAAAAAGGAAACCAGUUGUUUGAAGAUCUGCUUUCUCAUUUGCUGCCCCUAAAGGUGUUGAGCCAAAACGUCUUGUCCUCCUGGCAGCUAUCCGCACCACACUCUCCUGAGGUCAUUUGUCUCCAGAAAACGGGGGCUUUGUUGCACAAAACAUCAACAUUAGUCCUUUGUAAAGUCCUCAGGAGUAGCAAAGCAUUGCUUGGGCGUCUGCCUCAUGCUACAGAUAAGGGGUUGUGCGCUCGAAUCCAUUCACCUCCUGAUAAUGGGUCGUGCAUUCAAAUCCCUAUUCUCCACCCUGCAGAUAGAAAGGUAGAGUGGGAUAAGAGAAACGGGUACAAGCAAACAUUCCCAGGUUUAUUUGUGCAGGAAGCUUUCAGUAGACAGAAAUAUGGCAGGACCCAGGCUAAGACAUUGGAGGGUCAUGACAGUAGCGUGUAAAAUGAGAAUCAGAGACGGGAAGGGCUUCCAUUCCAAUUUUAAGACUUUGCUCUGUAAUGAGAUAAGGCAUCUGAGAACUGGUGACACGUGGCAAGUUAGAGCUGGCAGAGACGAAAUGCUUCCCUGUCCACUUUGGGACAAAGCCAAACCAAAUGCCCAGAAUUUGCAAGCACUGGAAAGAUGCAGGCCUAGUUCAUCCAUCCGAAAAUUAAAUAAAUACACAUUUAUGGUGA
This is a messenger RNA of Sphaerodactylus townsendi, 2144 nucleotides long. RefSeq names its product SEC22 homolog C, vesicle trafficking protein (gene SEC22C). NCBI's taxonomy places the organism in Eukaryota, Metazoa, Chordata, Lepidosauria, Squamata, Sphaerodactylidae. The record is from RefSeq and is a predicted model, not a curated record. Gene Ontology annotation, biological process: endoplasmic reticulum to Golgi vesicle-mediated transport. Bases 143 to 1063 code for a protein of 306 amino acids. The transcript is spliced from 7 exons.